AUGUGGAGCCUCUCCAAGGGUGGGCCUGAGAGACCCAUGGCUUCAAGCACCUGGACCUUGCUCUUGCUAGCCACCGAUCAUCGCAGCUGCCCUGGUGGCCGAAGGCAAAGUGCCUUCACAGUCCUCACCUUUUUCCUCUUCUUGCCAUGCUUUCCUGCUUCUGGCUGUCCAGAUGUUUGCAGCUGCUCCUUGGGGAAAGUAAACUGUGUGGACCGUAGGCUGCGUUUUGUACCUUUCCAGUUGCCCACAAACGCCACCGCUCUCCUACUGGACUACAACCGCAUUGCCAUUCUCAGGAACGGCACCUUUGCAGCCCAGAAAAUCUUGCGCCGCUUGACCCUUGGCAACAACGUCCUGGCCAGCAUUCACCGCCUGGCCCUGGUGGGCCUCCAUGAGCUGCAGGACCUGGACCUGAGCGACAACUCCCUCAGCCUCCUGCACCCAGAGAUUUUCCUCCCUGUGCCAACCCUGAGGACGCUAAAGCUGGGGAACAACAGGCUCCUGAGGCUGGAACCAGAACUCCCCCGGGCCCUCCCCCAUCUCAGGGCUCUCUUUGUCCACAGCAAUGCAUUGACCUCCCUCCCGGCUGGCUUCUUUGAAAGUCUGCCUUCCUUGUCUUACCUGACCCUUGAAGACAACCCCUGGACCUGCUCCUGUGGCAUCCGGCCCCUCUUCCUGUGGCUGGUGAAGAACAGGGACAAAGUUCCAGAGGCGAAUUCAGUGACUUGCAAACGCCGAGCGUCCCUCACCCAGUAUCCCAUCUCAGCUCUUGGAAAUGAAUCCUUUGCACGUUGUCAGGCGCCCCGGAUGCAUCUCCCCGACUAUGCCUUCUUCCUUCUGAUCGGGCCAUUGACUUUCCUGGCCUGCAUUUGUGUCGGCAUCCUACUGGGCUCGCUGGCAGUGGCCCACCUGAAACGGAGGAGGACGGGCUCAUGCAUUUGGCCACGGGCUCCGGUGAGGCACGCAGGGACCCCCCUGCGGUGCGAAGAAUUAUUGGAGGCCUCCUUCCUGUUUUCUUUCUUUUUUCCUUCCUUCCUUCCUUCCUUCCCAAGCAACCCUUCUGCUUCUGCUGGGCCUUCAGUGAGGUAUCUUCUCCAGCCUCUGCAGGUGACUUCCAGCUCCACCUCAGAUGGCAUCUUAUGCUUCCAGCUACUGCAGCUUGUCAGAGGCAUUGGCUGCAGUUCCAGAGUUAAAGGUAAAAUCCAGCUGUGCAAAGAGCAUCGACCCUCACCACGGUGCCCCACAGAAUGCCACCUUGCCCGCCCAACAAACCUGCAGCGUUUGCCCUUCGAGAAGCCGAGAGCAACCCAUCAAGAAUGUCCCUUCCCCUCACCACAUGUAACCCUGUCUGUCUGGAGUAUAAGAGGAAGGGUUUUUCACCUGCCUGGCCUUCCAUGGUCCCCAAAAGCAGCCACGUAUUUGCCCACAGAGGCUGCUUCCUGCUUGAUGCUGAUUUUUUCCCUAACAAAAGCUCAAUGAAUUAAAUCCUGCCCGGCCUCCAGUUCCUAUCAUGGCUGGACAGAAACUUUGGGGGAUUCCAAUCCAAUCACUGGAUUCCAUCGCAGAAAUCCUGGUGGAGGCGAUGGCCUCAGCAUAAUUGCUGCUGGGAGGGCUCUGCUUUGUGGCCUCCCUGGGCCUUUGGGCUGGAAGCAGUCAGAACUAGAGGUGGCCACAGGACGUCAUGUCUGGGAAAGCUACAAGCUAAUUUUGUGGCGUUUUUUCCCCCCCGGCCCAGAACUGCCUCCUGGAUCGGUGUGAUCUGCUGAUCCUGCACUCGAGUAGGAUGGAAAAGGGAAUCCUAUUUAUAAAGGUUUUACAGGCAUAACCAACAGCUGUCAGCUCUUCCGUCUCCUUUGAGAUGGAAAUGGAAAUGCCCUCUGAGCCCAUGGGACAAAAUCCGGGUCUCCAAAGGUGGAUCCUCGGAUGGCAGAGUUGCCGUCACUGGGACUCCAGAAGGGAGGAACUGUUUCUUCCACAGAAGCUUCCUGAUUCCGACCAAGGCAUUGCUGGUGGCAGCCUCACCCGGAGGCUAGCACUGGAGGAAAACUCGGCCUACCUCAAAAAGACGAGGCUGGGCUCCAUUUUAAACUGGGAAGGCCUGGAUAGACCGGAAUGGAACAGAAGGCUUGGCCGCAAAGGGUAAGAUUUCCCCCUGCUUUUAUUUCUUUGCUAUGAGCAGAAUAGGCAUGGCCAGAUUUGGCAAGGCAAGGCAAGGCCCAGAUAGGCGGUGCCCUGCAGAUGCCAGGCUCCCUUGCUGGAAAAGCCCUUAGCCAACAAGGCUACCCCCAGGGGCCUGCCAGCAUGGCAUAGUCCUGAGCUUCAGGGAGUGGAGUUGGGGCCCCUGGACACCCUCCCCGGAGGCCUAUUUGCAAGAGGCCAGUGGAGGGUCUGCAAGGAAGCCCAGCUGGAGAAUGCAAGGGCCAGAGAGCACCUACUGCCAGCCAAGUACCCUUCAAAAAAGGCCAGGAGUGGCUUCCCUUGCCCCUCAGAGACACCCUGGGGGCCGCUGAGCUCCUCCCCAUUUUACUUGGGUGCUAUCCGCUGCGGGCCAGAUGCCCUUCCCUGCAGGGCUCCUCGUAUACAGUUGUGAGGGCCCCAAGGGCUGCUUGGGGGCAGGGCUUCCCCUCGGCCCAGACCGCUGCUGCUGCACCUUCCACAUUGCCAGCCUUGGGGACAGUGAGGGAAGGAAACGGCUGCCUGACAACUCCACUCCCUGCCCCACAGUGGCAGAGUCAAGUGGGGCACCCUUCCCUCAGAGAGAAGGGUGCUGGGCCUUCCCCCAGAGAUGCCUGGGUGGAGAAAGGGCUCCCCUGAGCCACGUAAGGUUCUCCCCAAGAGUGGGUCAUGGGGAGGAAGGGGGGGUCCCUGCCUUCGGCCCCCUUGUGGGGGGGCUUUUAAUGAACGUCGUUCAGGCAGACCCACCACCUUAAAGAUGGAGGGGCCCCUUUUAUAGAUGGCACUUAGAUCCCAAAAAAUUAUCAUGUAUGUAUCCUAAUAUCCAAGCGAAAUGUUGGAGGUGUGAUUGUGAUGACGCUACAGAUUUUCAUAUUUGGUGGACUUGCAAGAAAAUUAAGGCCUUUUGGAUAAGAAUUUGGUGGAUUAUUCAAAAUGUACUGAAGAAGAAGAUAAAGUUCCUGCCACAAUUUUUCCUUUUGGGAAUUAUAACGGAUUGUACAGGGAUUGAGACUAAACUGAUUCUGAAUUUAAUAACAGCAGCAAGACUGUUGAUUGGACAAUACUGGAAGAAAGAAGAGGUACCUACAAUAGAAGAAUGGAUACUG
Molecule: messenger RNA, 3281 nt
Organism: Ahaetulla prasina
Lineage: Eukaryota; Metazoa; Chordata; Lepidosauria; Squamata; Colubridae
Gene: LRRC26
Product: leucine rich repeat containing 26
Exons: 4
Coding region: 1-1479 (492 amino acids)
Cellular component (GO): extracellular matrix
Molecular function (GO): protein binding
Source: RefSeq, a predicted model, not a curated record